Molecule: messenger RNA, 621 nt
Organism: Enterobius vermicularis (human pinworm)
Lineage: Eukaryota; Metazoa; Nematoda; Chromadorea; Rhabditida; Oxyuridae
Source: the annotation of a GenBank genome assembly
AUGGUGCUCAGUUCUCGUGAUGAGAGUUCGGAACCAAGAGUAAGAUGGACUGCAGAUACUGUUGACAACGAAAUGAUGGGUAAAAAGAAAUCGAAGUGUUGUUGCAUCUAUAAAAAACCACGGAAAUGGGACGAGGAUUCAGAUUCAAGUGAUUCUGGCAAAUGCCAGUUUACACUACAAAAAAUAGAUAUUUGUGGCUUGAUAAUAAAUGCAUCAAGUUUAGGAUUGCGAGACAGGUCACUGUCGUGGACAUGUAGAGAAGAGGAAGCCACACGGUGGGAAUGCGGAUCAACCAGGGCCGAGCCGCACGACUUGAUAAAUGGGCGGUGUUAUGAUGGGCCACGAUGGCAGUCGUGGCUUUUGGCCUGUGAGCGGUUAUAUCCCAUGUUAGUCUUUUUUCCUGUUGGGUCUUCAUGCUUAUCCUACCAUGCAGUUAUCCUUACAGAGCAUCAUAUUGUUUGUGAUUAUGGAACACUUGUACAGUUAUAUCAGCAGGUUUCCCAAGGAUGUUAUGCAUUUUCAAUGUUAUUUCCACUAGUAAAUUUCGAAGGGUUGCAUGAUUUGUACACAGCAGUGCGUGUUGAAGACGGCUUCUCGUAUGAGACAGCUGAGAAAUUCUAG